Hyaloscypha bicolor E is the source of this 1083-nucleotide messenger RNA. RefSeq lists its product as uncharacterized. Bases 1 to 1083 code for a protein of 360 amino acids. Gene Ontology annotation, cellular component: mitochondrial outer membrane; mitochondrial outer membrane translocase complex. The record is from RefSeq and is a predicted model, not a curated record. Lineage: Eukaryota; Fungi; Ascomycota; Leotiomycetes; Helotiales; Hyaloscyphaceae. Gene Ontology annotation, biological process: protein import into mitochondrial matrix. The transcript is spliced from 3 exons. Gene Ontology annotation, molecular function: transmembrane protein transporter activity.
AUGUCGUCACUAGAGCUGGAGAAGGAUUUGCCAUUGGGGUUCCUCUUCAACAACUCGGUCGUUGCAGCGCUGGCGGAUACAUACACAUCCUUCUCAGAGCGGAGGGCAGCUUUGGGACUGUCAAACCCAGGGACAGUCGAGAACAUUGCGCGGGAGGUCCAGCGUGAUGUAUUUCUGAACAACUACACCUUCCAGGGCCUGCGGGCGGACCUCACCAAGGCAUUCAGCAUCUCCCCGUUAUUCCAAGUUUCUCAUGCAUUUGCCAUGGGUUCACAAGGGCUUCCGCCUUAUACCUUUGCUGCACUGUUUGGCACAAACAAGAUCUUCAUGCAAGGAAACAUCGACAACGAAGGACAGCUCUCCACCAGAUUCAACUACAGAUGGUCUCCAUCUCUUGUCACGAAGACCCAGAUUCAGAUCGCACCUGGUCCUAACCAAGCAAUGGUACAAUUUGACAACGAAUACACUGGAAAUGAUUUCACAGCCUCAUUGAAGACUCUCAACCCUUCUUUGAUCGAUGGUGGUCUUACUGGUAUCUUCAUUGGCAGCUACCUACAAUCCGUUACUCCAGGUUUGGCACUGGGUCUGGAAGCUAUCUGGCAACGCGCGGCCUUGAACCAAGGUCCGGAGACGGCUAUUUCGUACUGUGCAAAAUAUAAGGGGAGUGACUGGAUUGCUAGUGCUCAAUUGGCUGCAGGAGGAGCAAUCAGCACGUCAUACUGGCGGAGAUUGACAGAUAAGGUGGAAGCUGGAGUUGACCUGAACUUGCAAUUUGCUGGCCUAUCAGGAUCUGGCGGGUUGAUGGGAGGGCCUGUGAGGAAGGAGGGUGUUACGACUGUUGGUGCCAAGUACGAUUUCCGAAUGUCUACUUUUAGAGCACAGGUGGAUUCGACGGGUAAAUUAAGCUGCUUGCUUGAGAAGAGAGUGGCUCCUCCAGUUCAGUUGACUUUUGCUGCUGAUAUGGACCACUUCAAGCAACAAGCAAAGAUCGGACUCGCUGUCUCCAUUGAAGCAGGCAGUGAAGAGCUCCAAGAACAACAAGAGUUGGCAGGCGGCGCAGCUCCUGCGCAGAUCCCCUUCUAA